AAGAAUUUCAGUGAUUUUCAGAAACAUUACUUUAGGAGAACAUCACUGCAUCAUUUGCAUAAGCCAAGAUUCUAGUUUAUAUCACAAAAUUCUAUACUUACCAAGAAACUUUUAUUUUUUUUUGAUUUGAAGGCCAAUCAUCAAUAGUUCAUGUUAGGUGAGAAUUAAUCUAGAGGUAGAUUAAAUAGUUAUCAAUGAGGAAGGAACCCUCAAUCAACUCCACCUCUAAAUCUUAGCUACGUUAAUCAAAUAAUCAAUGUACAUAUUUUAACAAACCCAUUUAUAAUUAUCCAACUUGAAA
Molecule: messenger RNA, 301 nt
Organism: Paramecium octaurelia
Lineage: Eukaryota; Ciliophora; Oligohymenophorea; Peniculida; Parameciidae
Source: the annotation of a GenBank genome assembly